AUGGCAUCAAAUAAGGAAGAGUUGAAACUUUUUGGGAUGAGGUUAAGUCCAUUUGUGAGCAGGGUAGAGAUUGCUCUAAAAUUGAAGGGAGUUGAAUACAAAUAUGAGUUAGAAAAAAUGGGAAACUUAAGUGAAACACUCAUCAAUUACAAUCCUGUUUAUAAGAAAGUUCCUGUAUUAGUUCAUAAUGAAAAGCCCGUUUCAGAAUCUCUUGUGAUUCUUGAAUAUAUUGAUGAGAUUUGGAAACAAAAUCCUAUUUUGCCUUCUGAUCCAUAUAAAAGAUCUUUGGCUCGUUUUUGGUCCAAUUUCAUAGAUGACAAGUGUUUUAGUGCUAUGGGGAAAACUUUUUACACUAUUGAUGAGCAUGAACGUGAGACGAGUAUUGAGGAAACAAAAGUGGCUAUUCAAAUUCUUGAGAAUGAGCUGAAUGACAAAUUCUUUGGUGGAGAAGAUAUUGGCUUUCUUGACAUUACUGCUGUCUUAAUAGCUUAUUGGCUCCCUAUUUUAUAUGAAGCAAUAGGAUUGAAAUUGUUCACCAAUGACAAAUUCCCCAAGCUUUAUAAAUGGAGCCAAGACUUCAAUAAUCAUCCAAUUGUCAAGGAAACACUUCCUCCUAGAGAAACACUUUUGGCAUUCUACAUAGCUCAUUAUGAAAGUCUUGCUGCUUCAAAAUAGAUUAAAUUAAGGUGAAAUUUACUUUGGAAAUUUAAGGAGACUAUUUGAACUAUUUGUUUAUCUUUCUUAUUUUUUAGAUGUAGAAUAUUUUAAUUAAGCAGUUAAUUGUUGUAUCUUUUCAUAUUUGUGAUGCUUUUUAUUUGUUGCAAUUAAAUAUUUGUAUUUAUGUUGAAGCCUAAACCUACAUGAAAAAA
Cicer arietinum (chickpea) is the source of this 869-nucleotide messenger RNA. Its product is annotated as probable glutathione S-transferase. Gene Ontology annotation, cellular component: cytoplasm. Lineage: Eukaryota; Viridiplantae; Streptophyta; Magnoliopsida; Fabales; Fabaceae. The record is from RefSeq and is a predicted model, not a curated record. Gene Ontology annotation, biological process: glutathione metabolic process. Gene Ontology annotation, molecular function: glutathione transferase activity.